AUGGGAUUGUCAGCUUUGCAGAGAGUUUCUUCACUUGUUUUCCUGCUCUUGUUUGUUGUUAUGUCUCAUUCUUCACCUGAUGUUGCUUCUAAUUCUACUCAAGAAGCACUAGCUCUUCUCAAAUGGAAAUCCAGCCUUCAAAACCAGAGCCAUUCUCUUCUGUCAUCAUGGACUCUUUCUUCUGUCAAUCCCACAAAUACUUCUACCCACCUCGAAACCAAGAUAAGUCCAUGUACUUGGUUUGGAAUCUCUUGCAAUCGUGCUGGAAGUAUCACAAGUAUUAACUUGACUAGUGCAAGUCUAAAAGGCACACUUCAUGAACUUUCUUUCUCAUUAUUUCCCAAUCUUGCACACCUUGAUCUAAGUGGGAAUAAACUCUUUGGUGUCAUCCCUCCUCAAAUCAGUCACCUAAAAAAUAUAGAGGUCUUUUACCUCUCUUCAAAUAAGUUAUAUGGCUCUAUUCCUAAAGAAAUAGGCAACUUGAACUCCCUAACAGAUUUAGCUUUGGAAGAAAAUCAAUUGAGUGGCUUUAUUCCUCAUACCAUUGGAAACCUGACUAACUUAAAACUUUUAUACCUCCACACCAAUAACCUUUCUGGUGUCAUUCCUGAGGAGAUAGGCAACUUGAAGUUCAUUUCAGAUCUAGAGUUGAGUACAAAUCAAUUGAGUGGUCCUAUUCCUCGCUCCAUUGGAAACUUGAGCAAUUUGAAAGUUUUGUACCUUUAUAGCAACAACCUCUUUGGCACCAUUCCUGAGGAGAUAGGUAAGUUAAAGUUCAUUUUGGAUUUAGAGUUGGGUGAAAAUGAACUAAGUGGUUCUAUUCCUCGCUCCAUUGGAAACUUGAGUAGUUUGAAAGUUUUAUACCUUAAUAGCAACAACCUCUCUGGCAUCAUUCCUGAGGCAAUAUGCAACUUAAAGUUCAUUUCAGAUUUAGCGUUGUCUACAAAUCAACUGAGUGGUCCUAUUCCUCAUUCCAUUGGAAACCUGAGCAAUUUGAAAGCUUUACACCUCCACAUCAAUAACCUUUUUGGUGUCAUUCCUAAGGAGAUAGGCAACUUGCAGUUUAUUUCCAAUCUAGAUUUGAGUACAAACCAAUUGAGUGGUCCUAUUCCUCACCCCAUUGUAAACCUGAGCAAUUUGGAAUUUUUAUACCUCCAUACCAAUAACCUUUCUGGAAUCAUUCUAUAUGAAGUUGGAAAUCUCUUGAAGUUGGUUAAACUAGAGUUGGCUUAUAAUCACUUUACUGGUUAUCUUCCUCGUAAUAUUUGUCGAAGUGGAUCACUUAUCCACUUUUCUGUUGGUGAGAACAAUUUUCUUGGUCGUAUCCCCCAAGAUUUGAGAGAUUGCAAAAGCUUAAUUAGAGUCCGCCUCCAAAACAACCAAUUUAUUGGAAACAUUUCUGAAGAUUUUGGUGUCUAUCCAAAUCUUACUUUCAUAGAUCUUAGUCACAACAAAUUUUAUGGUGAAAUCUCGUCUUCUUGGGGAAGGUGCUCUCAGUUAGGUACUUUAAAUGUCUCUGGAAACAAUAUUACUGGGACCAUUGUGUCACAAAUUCAAAAUUUCGUCAAACUACAUGAACUUGACCUUUCUUCAAAUCAUUUAAUUGGAGAGAUUCCAAUGGAACUUAGAAAGCUGACUUCUCUUAACAAGCUUGUUUUAACAGGGAAUCAACUCUCUGGAGGUAUACCUAGUGAAGUUGGCCUACUCACAGAACUUGAGUACCUUGACUUGUCCAUAAAUAGAUUAGGCAAGUCAAUCCCAGGAGAAUUAGGGAACCUGUCAAGAUUGCACUACUUGAAUUUGAGAAAUAAUCAGUUUAGUCUUGAAAUUCCAUUUCAAUUGGGUGAUUUGAUUCAACUCUCAGAACUAGAUUUGAGUCACAAUUCACUCGACGGAGAGAUACCGUCUCAGAUUUGUAAAAUGGAGAGUUUAGAAUAUCUAAAUCUUUCCUACAAUAACCUUUCUGGUUUCAUCCCAAGUUGUUUUGAAGAUAUGCAUGGAUUGUCACGUAUUGACAUAUCUUAUAAUAGGUUACAUGGUCCAAUUCCCAACAACAAAGCUUUUCGAAAUGCUCCAAUUGAAGCAUUACAAGGGAAUAAAGGAUUGUGUGGCAAUGUAAGUGGAUUUACACCUUGCAAUAACACUUUCACUUCACAAAAGCACGUCUUAGGAAAGAGGUUGGUAAUUUCCUUUGUUGCUUUGGGAGCACUUGCUCUUCUAAUUGUUGUGACAAUAAUGUUCUUUUGUUUUCGAGGAAAUAAACAAGAGUUACCGAAAGAACAUAGAAGGGUGAAUAAGGAUAAAUUUCUUUCGGUAUUAAAUUUUGAUGGAAAAACAAUGUUUGAAGAAAUUGUAAGUGCAACAGAGAAUUUUGAUGCCAAGUAUUGCAUCGGGAGUGGUGGGUCUGGUAGUGUUUACAGAGCACAAGUUCUAUCAGGGGUUAUUUUUGCAGUAAAGAAAUUUCACUCAUUUCAUCUUGACGAGGUAAAUGAACAAAAAGAGUUUUUAAAUGAAAUAAGGUCAUUAUCAGAGAUACGACACCGAAAUAUUGUGAAAUUUUUUGGUUUUUGUAUACAUUCUCAACACUUUCUUUCAAUUUAUGAGUAUCUUGAAAAAGGUAGCUUGGCUACAUUCUUGAAUAAUGAAGCUACAGCAAGAGAAUUGGAUUGGGGUAAAAGAGUAAAUAUCUUAAAAGGUGUGGCUGAAGCCUUGUCUUACCUGCACCAUGGUUGCUCCCAACCAGUAGUCCAUCGAGACAUAUCAAGCAAAAAUGUGUUGUUGGAUUCAAAAUAUAAAGCUCAUGUUUCAGACUUUGGAAUUGCAAAAUUUCUCAAGCCAGACUCAUCUAAUUGGACACAACUUGCAGGCACAUAUGGGUAUAUUGCACCAGAAUUGGCUUACACAACAACGAUAACUGAGAAAUGCGAUGUAUAUAGCUUUGGAGUGUUAGCAUUAGAAGUGAUAAAAGGAAAUCAUCCUGGUGAUAUCAUUCCUUCUCUAUCCUCUUCUUUCACUUGGGAGAACAUGUUGUUGAACAAUAUUUUGGAUCCACGUCUUCCACUUCCUUCGCCUAUUGUUCAAGAUCAACUAAUGGUAGUCAUAAAGCUAGCAAUUGAUUGCUUGGGUACCAAUCCAAAGUACAGGCCAACCAUGGACAUGGUUUCUCAUAUGUUUUGA
This is a messenger RNA of Mangifera indica (mango), 3177 nucleotides long. Its product is annotated as MDIS1-interacting receptor like kinase 2-like. NCBI's taxonomy places the organism in Eukaryota, Viridiplantae, Streptophyta, Magnoliopsida, Sapindales, Anacardiaceae. The record is from RefSeq and is a predicted model, not a curated record. The transcript is spliced from 2 exons. Gene Ontology annotation, biological process: protein phosphorylation. Gene Ontology annotation, molecular function: protein kinase activity; protein binding; ATP binding. Bases 1 to 3177 code for a protein of 1058 amino acids.